AUGGAAUUUGAAAAUGAGCACAUUGUGAUGCUGCCAUUCAUGGCUCAAGGCCAUAUCAUACCAUUUCUAGCACUUGCAAAGCAAAUCCAUCAAAGAACAAACUUCACCAUCACCAUUGCCACAACCCCCCCCAACAUCCAGUCCCUCCAAUCCACCAUUGCUACCUCAUCAAACAACAACACCAUCAACUUGGCUAAGCUUUCAUUUUGUAGCACAGACCAUGGCUUGCUCCCAAACACUGAAACCCCAAAGAACUUGCCUCUCAGCAAACAGAUCAAUCUUUUGGCUGCUUCUGUCAGCCUUGAAGUUCCUGCUCGCCGCUUAAUCUCCGACAUCAUGGAAAAGGAAGGUCGCCUGCCGCUUUGCAUAAUCUCUGAUGUGUUUUUCGGAUGGGCUAAUGAUGUUGCAGACAGCUUAGGCACUGUCAAUGUGAGCUUCACCACAGGUGGUGCUUAUGGAACAGCAGACUCCACCUCCAUUUGGCUCAACCUUCCACACCGCUCUACAGAGGAGGACUUCUUCAUAAUAGCUGACCAGCCUCGUCAGCAAUAG
Messenger RNA from Prunus armeniaca (apricot), 552 nucleotides. The record is from the annotation of a GenBank genome assembly. Lineage: Eukaryota; Viridiplantae; Streptophyta; Magnoliopsida; Rosales; Rosaceae.